Boleophthalmus pectinirostris (great blue-spotted mudskipper) is the source of this 570-nucleotide messenger RNA. RefSeq names its product aflatoxin B1 aldehyde reductase member 3-like. The record is from RefSeq and is a predicted model, not a curated record. Bases 1 to 570 code for a protein of 189 amino acids. Lineage: Eukaryota; Metazoa; Chordata; Actinopteri; Gobiiformes; Gobiidae. The transcript has 7 exons.
AUGUCGUCUGAAAAGGCAGCCAAAAGACCUGACACUAUUCUGGGGACGGCUACUUCUUACUUGUUGUUCUACCUCCACAUCCCUGACCACAACAACCCCAUCCAGGACACACUCCGAGCCUGCAACGACCUGCACAAAGAGGGGAAAUUCAAGGAGCUCGGCCUGUCGAACUAUGCUUCUUGGGAAGUGGCUGAAAUUGUGAGCAUCUGUAAACACAACAACUGGAUUGUUCCCACAGUGUAUCAGGGGAUGUACAAUGCAACAAAAAGGCAGGUGGAGACUGAGCUAUUUCCAUGUCUCAGAUACUUUGGCAUCAGUUUCUAUGCUUACCAUCUCUUGUCAGGUGGACUUCUAACAGGUAAAUAUCACUAUGAAGAUAAGAACGGGUUUCUUGGGAACAGUUGGGCAGCAGCGUACAGGGACAGAUAUUGGAAGCAGAGUCAGGUCGAGGCCAUAACUCAGGUGCUGAAGACUUUAGAGGAGGUUUAUAGAGCAGACAAACCCAGUCUGACAUCUGCAGCCAUGAGAUGGAUGUACCACCAUUCAAAACUGAAGGGAGAUUUAGGAUGA